AAGCACUAAUAAGCGUCGUCACGUCCUCAUAGUCACGCUUCCAGCUGGUACACUGCUCAUUACGUGAACACGACUCUUGCAUACUUCCAUCGCUCACCUCCUGGCUGCACGACAACAGCUCCUCCUUUGCACUACUACUGUCAGAGAGUCUUACCCGAGAAUUCCUUGUACAGAUGGAGGGCAAGCAACUCGCUAAACAUCCUUACAAUCGCAGUAACUUGCUAUUUCUCAAGUGGGAGGACCCUUGUGGGCUGUGGCUACAAAACUUCGGCUUUAAUAACUACGCACGCGAUUGCUCGUUGAGGUAUUUCAACAGCACCCUCGUCGACGAGUGCAAAGCAAGUCGCUUCUUCCGUCCUUGUCGCUACGCAACCUUUCGCAGUUCCUGUCCCAUUUCUAUGUACAAGCGACUUUACAGAAUGGUUCGUGCAGGCCUCCACGUUCCUUAUCUCGCCUUGAAGAAUGAUGAGCUCAAGGCUCGUCUCCAAAUGCGAGACAUCCCUUUACCUCGCUCUCGUACCAAACCCAACCUCGUCCAGGCCUUGCUCGAUGCUGACGAGGUCAUCACCUUAAACUUCCUUGACCUGCCUCCCGAGGUUCGCACCAUGAUCUACGAGUUUGCUCUCACCCACGACAUGAAGCACCGUGGUAGACCGCUCAUGUAUGAUGGUCGCCACUCAAUCAAGCCAGCCUUGUUGCAGACAUGUCGCCUUAUUCGUCAAGAGGGCUCGGAAGUGUUCUACAAGUCCAAUCGGUUCCAAAUCGAACGUGAUGAUUCCCAUCGCUGGAAUUGUGGUUCCGAGAGGCACAAGUGGGUCAGUGAGAGCUACCUCAGGUUCUUUGUCAACCAUGUCGGUGCUGGGAACAUGCGCGCGUGGGGUAUCCGGCCCAUGCACCCGAAAGAACAGAGAUUCAAGGCGUUCAGAGGCUAUAUCAAGGCUCGUGUCAGGGAGUUCAGGAGCAGAACAUCCAUCUCACCUUGCGCCUACGCUGGCUAUGAGGAUGGCUGGGUAGAUCUCACCGACAAAGACCACGAACUGAGUGGAGUCCAAUGGCUCCAGCUUGCGUGUAGGAACAUACAUCAGCUCCUCUAAGACGACAACAUGAGUCCUUACACUAAUUGGAGCAGAGCUGAAUUCGCCGCGAGCCUUCAGCAGCGCAGUCUUCCGUUCCCAAAGCUUUGCAACAGAAAGUCUUACAUCGCCAUCCUGCGCAACGCUGAUUCUGAGUGGCAGUUCCGUUUGUUUGAUUUGCCUAAGGAGAUUCGUCUGCAUAUCUACGAGGCCGCUCUACUUGUGGACAU
Molecule: messenger RNA, 1303 nt
Organism: Aureobasidium subglaciale EXF-2481
Lineage: Eukaryota; Fungi; Ascomycota; Dothideomycetes; Dothideales; Saccotheciaceae
Exons: 2
Coding region: 174-1094 (306 amino acids)
Source: RefSeq, a predicted model, not a curated record